CGGAGGGAUGCAAACUCAGCAGCAUCACUCCCCACUCCUGGUCCGCAUACACACCGCCAUGAUACUCCCAUACCUGCUUCUGCUGGGUCAACUCAACGAAUUUGCAAUGCCAGAAACUAUUCUUCCCAAUCCUAAUUGUCCAAUUGGAUUUUUCCCAUGUGGCAAUCUCUCAGUUUGUACACCUCAGUCAUCACAUUGCAAUAAAGUUAAAGACUGUGAAAAUGGAGCUGAUGAGGAAGAUUGUGAUGAUAAUACUGGCCUGGCAGGUGUACUUGAAAACCUUUUCACUCCAAGUCACAAUGAAAAUAUAUCAGAAGAUUGUCUACUUCAGGAUUACCCACAGAAAUGUGACUGCCAGGAAACAGAGUUGGAAUGUGUAGAUGUGAACCUUCGCUAUGUGCCAAAGGUUUCAGUAAAUGUAACUUUACUAUCUUUGAAGAUCAAUAAAAUCAAAAGUUUGCCUGGUGAUGUUUUCAUCAUUUAUAAAGACCUGGAGGAGUUAUAUCUGCAGAAUAACCGGAUCAGAUCUAUCUCAAAAACUGCAUUUUCUGGACUUUACAAACUCAGACGAUUGUACAUCAGUCAUAAUCGAAUCACAGCUCUGAAGCCAAGAAUAUUUCAAGACCUUCAUAAACUGGAAAUUUUAUUUCUUGAUGACAACUUUAUAUCAAAAAUAUCACCACCAUUAUUUAUUGGACUAAAGUCUUUGUUGAUUUUAUCCAUGGUUAACAAUUUACUGGAAAAACUGCCAAAGAGAACAAUAUGUGCUGAAAUCCCAAACGUGUACUGGCUAGACUUUGACAGUAAUCGUAUCAAGUCCUUAAAUUACUCAACUUUCCUGCGAUGCGAUAAACUGAUUGUAUUGUACAUUCAGCAGAAUGAAAUUACUACAAUUUCAGAAAAGACAUUUGCUCCAUUACAUAACUUGAUAGAACUGGAAAUUUCAUCAAACAAGAUUCAGGAACUGCCAAAACACCUUUUCAAAAAUGUAAAAUUAUUGAUAAAAUUGAAUAUAUCUAACAAUCCCCUCAAGUUUAUUCAUCCUGAUCAGUUUGAUGCCCUUAGCCAACUUCAAUCUCUCGGUAUUGAAGGAAUAGAAAUUGCAAACAUAGAAAGCCGAAUGUUUAAGCCCAUGACAAAAUUAGAACAUAUAUACUUCAACAAGUUCCAGUAUUGUGCUUAUUCUCCUCAUGUGCGCAGUUGCAAACCAAAUACAGAUGGUAUAUCUUCCUUUGAAGACCUACUAGCUAACAUCAUUCUUAGAGUAUUUGUCUGGGUCAUAGCUUGUCUUACUUGCUUUGGAAACGUUUUUGUCAUUUUCAUGAGAUCACUUAUUAGAGCUGAAAACAAGCUUCAUGCUAUGUCUAUAAAAAUCUUAUGCUGUGCUGAUUGUCUGAUGGGAGUAUAUCUAUUUUUCGUUGGAAUUUUUGAUGUCAAAUAUCGUGGGGAGUACAACAGACAUGCACAACUUUGGAUGGAAAGUAUCCAAUGUCGAAUGAUAGGAUUUCUAGCCAUGCUUUCUACUGAAGUCUCAGUUCUCUUAUUGACAUAUCUGAGUCUGGAGAAGUAUAUUGUCAUUGUUUUUCCAUUCAGUAAUAUCAAACCAGGAAAGCACCAGACUUUGGUAAUACACAUUACAAUUUGGCUUAUCGGAUUCGCUAUUGCUUUAAUUCCUCUCUGGAAUGAAGAUACAUUUGGGAACUACUAUGGAAGAAAUGGCGUUUGUUUUCCUCUUCAUGCAGAUCAAGUUGAAAAGGAUGCUGCGAAAGGCUAUUCUAUUGGAAUAUUCCUUGGUUUGAACCUGAUUGCCUUCAUCAUAAUUGUCUUCUCUUAUUCAAGCAUGUUUUAUUCCAUUCACAAAAGUGGAAUUCAGACACCUGAAAUGAAAAGUCACAUUCGAAGUGAGGUUGCAGUGGCUUACAGAUUUUUCUUCAUAGUGCUUUCUGAUGCACUUUGCUGGAUUCCAAUUUUUCUCUUAAAAGUCCUUUCAUUGAAUCAGGUGGAGAUUCCAGGAACAAUAACAUCCUGGGUAGUAAUAUUUAUACUCCCGAUAAACAGUGCAUUGAACCCAAUUCUCUACACACUCACAACCAGUUUCUUCAGAGAAAAGAUGAAACAAUUCUUGUGUAAACAUCAAAAAAGUCAUGGAAAUAACAUGUGGGCAGAGUAUUCUUCAAGACAGUCAACUUCAUCCACUAAACUAGGAUUCUUAAAGAGAGUAUCUGCUAUUGAAAAUGCAAUGAAUGCACAACAUCACUAACAUUGUGGAAUAUUAUUAACAUCAAGUAUGGGAGCAUAAUUUAGAAAGAAAAGUACAAAUCAGCUUAUAAAGAAGAUCACUGAAUGUUGUAAUUGUUACCUAUAUUUUAAGG
Messenger RNA from Stegostoma tigrinum, 2372 nucleotides. RefSeq names its product relaxin receptor 2-like. Gene Ontology annotation, biological process: G protein-coupled receptor signaling pathway. The coding region runs from base 8 to 2260 and encodes 750 amino acids. NCBI's taxonomy places the organism in Eukaryota, Metazoa, Chordata, Chondrichthyes, Orectolobiformes, Stegostomatidae. The record is from RefSeq and is a predicted model, not a curated record. The transcript is spliced from 18 exons. Gene Ontology annotation, molecular function: protein binding; G protein-coupled receptor activity. Gene Ontology annotation, cellular component: membrane.